CUGAGCACUGAGAUUACAUUUUGUUUCCUCGUGGCCACCCUGCUGUAUAGGGCUAUGAUUGGAGCUCAGUGUUAUGUGGGAGUGACUAACAUAAGUUAGGGGAGGUAACAAGCUCUCUGCUCAGGCAGCUGAGAGCAGGAAAUGUGAGCAGUGCAUGCAGGGAAAUGUAGUCUUUGAGAUCACAGGCAUAGCCACCAUAACCAGGAAGUAACUGCAAUUUAUGAGCUGAAUAGCUGGUGAAUGGGGGCCGGAAAAAAAAUCACAAACAUGUCAGAGAGGUGGUAGGUACCAUGAACACAUCAACUCCUCAGUCAGGGGGACGCCAAAAGCCAUUGUCCCCAUCUGGAGCAUAUCUGUCUCCAGCCACUAGAUCACAGCCCGUCAGUGCCGCUGGGACCCCCACUUUACAAAACUUCACCAGUAAUGAUGAUGAAUGGGAAAGGAAACAGAGACGGAGGUCCAGGGUGAUUGACUUGCAGCUUAGUAAUGCGGAUUCCCCAGCAUCUGUCAUCUCUCCUGCUCAGAGAUCUGAGGCUAUAUCUCUCCUCCUACCCAAACUGUCCAAUGCACAGAUCUCGGACCAUUAUUCCACCUGCAUCAAGCUGUCACAGGAGAAUAGGAUAACAACAAAGAAUGCAUUUGGGCUGCACCUCAUUGAUUAUAUGGGAGACAUUCUUAAGGAGAAAGGAAGUGAACUGACCAACUUUAAGGUUGCUGCAGGUACUCUUGAUGCAAGUGCCAAAAUCUAUGCUGUGAGAGUUGAUGCAGUACAUGCUGAUGUGUACAAAGUAUUAGGUGGGCUUGGCAAAGAGUCACAAGGACAGGAUCAAUCAGAAAACCAAGGAACUGAAGAUGCCAGUCAAGAACCUCAAAAUAAAAAGCAAAGAAAAAGGCAACAUUCUGUGGAAACCAUUGAGCAGAAUCUUAACAACAUUACACGUUCAACAACAGACAGAGUUGAUCAGGUUGACCCUCUUUUUCAAAAAGCCGCUGCCUCAUUCGAUGAAUGCAGUACUGUUGGUGUAUUCCUCACUGCGCUUCGGUGCUCUGACUACCGUAGUGAGCUGCACUUUGAUGAUUACUUGAUCCCACUAUCUACUAUUGAGGAGGAAACCCUUCCUGCUCCUAACUCUAUGGACACUGCUGAGCUGAAACCUCUCUUGGUGAAUUGUGCAGAAAAGCGCCCAUUAUGUCCAUCACUCUCCAAAUUCCGCUUGAUGCAGCUGGAUGGUGAUGAGACCAUAUCUACUUUAACUGAUAAAUACAAGGAAAGCGACCAUGCCUUUGACAUACAUGCUGAAGUGGAAGAUGAUUGUCCUGAGCCUGCAGGUCCUGAGAUGGAUGAUUUUGAUGCAGAUAUGUGUGAGGGGAAUGAAAUAGAAGACCUUGGACAGUUCCCAGAACAACGUGAAGCAUGUAGAGCAGAGAGAAAGGGUGCACAGAUAACUAAAAUAGCAGAAGCGGACAUAGGUACCAUGUGCCUUCAGCUGUCUUCUUGUCCUGGAGAGUAUUCAUAUUUCAGUCCGCGCACCAUGUCCAUGUGGGCAGGGCCUGAACACUGGCGAUUUAAACCUAGACAGAAACUGGAGUCUGCUGGUGACAAGCAAAAAGUCAAGAAGACGAAAAAAAUCUUUGUGCUCGAUUUUGAAGAGGAUAUUGAUUUUAAGGUUCAUUUUUGCAAGACUAGGGCAGCUACUACACUGGCAAAGACUACGCUGGAGAACCAAAACAAGAAGGCCACCACUCUGCCAGCGGACUUCCACUAUGAUCCAGACGACAUUGCAAAGUUGAACUUAAGGCCUGCAGAUAGGAUUAAAAAGGUGGCUCCUGUGAAUCCUAGUUCUGAGCAAGAAGAUGGUAUCGGAGAAUACGAUUAUAACAACCCCAAUGAUACCUCAAAUUUCUGCCCAGCCUUACAGGUUGAUGAUGACUAUGAUGAUGACGAUGGGCCAUUCAUGGGAGCCGGCGAUGAAUUUCCAGUGUGCAAUGGGACAGAAGGCAGUAGAUUAAAUUUGGAUGGUGAACACAACCUUAUUGCAGAACCACAGAAGGUAAACAGAAUAGAAAUAAAUUAUGCUAAAACAGCCAAAAAAAUGGACAUGAAGCACCUGAAAACAAGUAUGUGGGGGCUGCUAACACGAGACCCACUAAAAGAUGAGGAGCCAGCAUCUAAGAAUGAAGCGGAGGCUGCAGUUGUGAAGGAUAAAAGAGCUUUUAGUAACAUUACACUUGAUCUACAAAAGAGGUUACCCACCACCAUGGCACAAAACCUCUCUGUCCCCUUGGCCUUUGCUUGCCUUUUGCAUCUUGCUAAUGAAAAAAAUCUAAAGCUUCAAGAAGUGGAUGAUUUGUCUGAUGUGAUGAUAAUGCAAGGCGAAUGACCUCAUGUCCUAAAAGACACCCUACGAGAAUCCUAACCCUUGUGACUAUGAAUUUUUUUCAUCCUUCCAUUCUCUGCAU
Molecule: messenger RNA, 2460 nt
Organism: Hyla sarda
Lineage: Eukaryota; Metazoa; Chordata; Amphibia; Anura; Hylidae
Gene: NCAPH
Product: non-SMC condensin I complex subunit H
Exons: 18
Coding region: 291-2381 (696 amino acids)
Biological process (GO): mitotic chromosome condensation
Cellular component (GO): condensin complex
Molecular function (GO): chromatin binding
Source: RefSeq, a predicted model, not a curated record